Messenger RNA from Phytophthora nicotianae INRA-310, 5780 nucleotides. RefSeq lists its product as hypothetical. The transcript is spliced from 3 exons. Gene Ontology annotation, cellular component: plasma membrane; cell junction; cortical actin cytoskeleton. The record is from RefSeq and is a predicted model, not a curated record. Gene Ontology annotation, molecular function: calcium ion binding; actin filament binding. Lineage: Eukaryota; Oomycota; Peronosporomycetes; Peronosporales; Peronosporaceae. Gene Ontology annotation, biological process: actin cytoskeleton organization. Bases 226 to 3330 code for a protein of 1034 amino acids.
GAGAAAACAAGGUAUCUUUGCCACACUUGGCUUUGCCAAAUUGGCUUCGAUGUGGAUUUUUCGAAGACGGAUCCGAUGCCUUGUCGGCCCUUUAUAUGCACCUGACGCCGUCGUGGGUUUGCGACCCGUUGCCAACCAUACUGAAUCGAAGUGAAAACUCGCUCGACUGCAGGCCCACGGUCCGAGGGCUGGGGCUCAGAGGCUUUCUGGCCGUGUAGAGAGGGAAUGGAGUUUCGAGCAGAAGAGUGCAGGUCGGGCACAAGUGUAAAUCGACUGAAAGCUUUUUGGCAAGAACAAGCCAAUCGAGAAAUCGCGAGACAGGCGCGGAGCAGAUCGGAACCGCCUCGGCUGAUCGCAGCAACAAGCACAACAACAGACCGACCGCGCGCAGUUUCGCAUCGAGGAGUGAACCCAGUACAAGCGUUGCUGGUCGCGCCUAAGGAACAAGAAGAAGAAGAACAAGAGACCAAAGAGACCGCGGAAGAUCGCGUCGAGCCCGAGAGCGAGCCCACCCCGUCCCCCCUACGUGACAGCACCACAGACAGCAUGGCCGGCUACAACGAGGAGUGGGUCGACGUGCAGAAGAACACCUUCACCAGAUGGGCCAACACGUACCUGUCGCGCAAGCGCAUGACCAUCGAUGACCUCUACGAGGACUUGAAAGACGGUAUCCGCCUCAUCUCGCUGCUACAGAUCAUCUGCCGCGAAAAAGUGUGCCGCAAAUUCAACAAGAAGCCGCGCAUGCGCAUCCAGAAGAUGGAGAACCUCAACUUCGCCUUCGCGUUCAUGCAAAAGAAGAACGUCAACGUGACGAACAUCGGCUCUUCGGACAUUUUGGAUGGCAACAACAAGCUGGUGCUGGGCCUCAUGUGGACGCUGAUCAAGGCCUUCCAAGUGGCCGAGAUCGACGUGGAGGGCGUCUCCGGCAAGGACGGACUGCUGCUCUGGGUCAACCGUUCGCUAGCCGACUACCCCACCGUCGAAGUCAAGAAUUUCUCUGGCAGUUGGGCUGACGGCAUGGCCUUCUGCGCUCUGAUCCACCGCUACGCGCCCACCCUCAUCGACUUCAACUCGCUGAACCCCAAGGACGCCCAGACCAACGUCAAGCUCGCGUUCGACAUCGCUCGUGAGAAGCUGCGCAUCCCGCAGCUGCUGGAGGUGGAGAACGUGGCCGGACAAGCCAAACCGGACGAGAAGAGUAUCACCACGUACGUGUCUCUGCUCUUCAAGGAGUUCGCGUCAGGUGUGCAGAAGAAGAAGGCGGUGACGACGAUCUCCAAGGCGCUGAACAUCGCACAGCGUCAUCAGGAACUGGCUGCGGAGUUCAACAAGAACGCGUCGGGGCUGUUGGAGUGGCUACAGCAGCAGACGGAGCGUUUCCAGACACUCAGUCAGCCUCGUCAUAUUCCUGACAUCAAGGAGGCGCUGGCUCGCCAUCUCGAGUACAAGAAGAACGAGAAACCUCCUCGUGAGGCGCAGUUUGUGGCCGUUGAAGGCUGUGCUGGACGCUGGAUCGCCAGUUGCAAGAACAACGGACGCGCAGUGCCCAACUUAGACCCUCCCAUUGAGAAAUUGCAGGCAAUGAAGGCGCAUCUAGACGAGCUGGAGACUGCGUUCGAGCUGAAGCUGCGCCAAAACUUGGAAAGUUACCAGAAGACGGAGAUUUUCCUCAAGAAGGUGGUCAAGGACUUGGAAAAGGUUGAAGCCUGGGCGAAGGAGAAGGAGGCAUUGUCUCUGUUUGCUGAGGACCUGCGUGUCACGUCCACUGCCGACGCUGAGGAGAAGCUUGAGAGCGUGGCCUUCUUGCAGAACAUUGAGCUCCCACGCUAUAAGCAGCUCUUGGCUACAGUCGUGAGCGAAGCUGAUGGACUCUCGGAGGAACACAAGGACACGAAGGCCACGCUGGAGCGUGUGGAGGCCAUGAAGAACUUCGUGGCUAUGGCUGAAGACAAGGUGGAAGGCGUGAAGAUUCGCCUGCAAGAGUGUCUGCGUGUGCAGCAGGAUAUGGACGCUGUGGCCAAGGACGCCAAGACUCUGAUGCGCAACCUCAAGUACGUUAUUGAAGAGAUGGACGAGGAAGUGGAGGCAGCCACGAAGCUCCAGGACGUGUCAACAGCUGGUGUGGUUGCUGCCAAGCACCAGUUCGACACUGUGUUGGUCCCUAAGGUGCAGAACGCUGUGGUGAGCGAGAACGAGAAGCUGAUUGAGAAGAAGCAGAUUCUGGCUGAAGCUGGUCGUGAAAGCGACGUCGCGCUCAUCGAGAAGACGAAUGCUCGUGUGCAGAAGCUACUGGACUCGUUGGCAGAGAAGCGUGGCUACUACGAACAGGAGCUCGCGACUGUGGAGAAGCGCGACGAGGUCUGCCGUGAGUUUGCCAACUUGUCUGCCCGCAUCAAGGAGCGCUGCGCUCAGAGCACGCAGUCAAUCAAUGUGGUCGAGGGAUCGCUGAAGGACCAGUUCAACUCGAUGGUGAAGCUUCGUCACCGUUUGUUCCGCGCUAACACUGGCGUUGCGCUGGAGGAAGAAAUAGAGGAGAAGCCUGAAGACCCGGAGAUCACGGGAGUUGAGACUUCUGCUGCUCAGGAGGUCGCUAAGCCCGCCGCUGAGUCUGUCGCCCCGGAGAGUGAGGAAGGCGACAAGUCGACGGAUGUGGCCACUGAAGUUGAGGAAGCCAAGGCCAAGCAGGUCGAGGAGGUUAAGGCCAAGGCUGCAGAGAUCAUCACUCCCCUCACCGAGGACAUGGAGAAGCUGGAGCGUAUUCACGAAGAGUUGGAGCGUCUGCAGGUGCACACGAACCCAUUCACGACCGACACGAUCCACGGUCUGCGUGCGCAGUUCACAUCGCUUGAGACUGCUGUCCGUGACAAGGUCAAGUCGCUUGAGAAGGAGUUGGCUCUGAGCGAAGUGGGCAGUCUGACUCCCGAACAGGCGAAGGAGAUCAAGGAAGUGUUCGACCACUUUGACCUGGAUAACGACGGUGUUCUAGCUCGUGAUGAGUUCAUCAUGGCCUGCAAAGGUUUGGGUCUCAGUCUGAGCGAAGACGACUGCCACGACUACUUUGACAAGAUCGACGAGGAGGACAACGACGAGAUCUCGUUCGAGGGAUUCGCCACUUUCUGUACGUUGCAGCUGCAAAGUGGUUCCACCAAGGACGACGUGCACGAGGCGCUGGACAUUCUCACUGGUGACGAACUCACGCUUGAGCAGAUCGAGGAACGCUUCGACGCAACCCAAGUCGAGUUUAUCAAGAAACACCUUCCAGAGCUCCUGGAGGCCGACGGCAAGUCGGUGGACACGGACAAGUUCACGGACUUCAUCUUCAGCGUGUAAACAGCUACGAUUCAAGACCGCAGCCUCGUCAGGUUCAGGUGGUAUCGUGUGCUUGAGCCUCACUUUUUUCAAGUCGCUAAAUUUUUUAUGGCUCGAAUUUUUUUAGAUGAAAACCAAAUUUUUACUAUGACAAAUCAAACGUGUAGGAGACGAUGACCGGUUGGUUGUCGUCUCGUUCCACAGCUUUGCCCUCUUUUGCGUCUUCGUUGUGUUUGGAUCGACGGCUCUUCUUACUAGUUGAAUUCGCUUCUUUGGCCACGGCGCGUUUGGCAUCGUCAAUGGAGUAGACGUGGCCUCUGCGUAGUCCGGUGAAGUAAGUGGUGACUCGCGGUGGAUUCGUCCCUUGUGUCUUGCUGGUUUGGCAGCUUACGUCAACCGGUAGAUAAACCUGAGUAUCGACUUCGCGACGGAAGCUGCUGAGUGCUGUUUGUGCGCCCACAGUGCGGCAGUGUCGGAGAUUGGCGAUUUUGAUGGCUUUGCGACGGAGAUUCCACUCGUUCCAAUCGUAGUUGUAGUCAAUGUGCUUGUCCACAAAGUGCGUGGGUGUGGCUGUGCUAGCGUCCACUUUCUGCGACGGCGGAGGGGCCAGCAACGGAUGCACCCCACGAGCUCCUUCAGCACGGAAUCGAUGACACAUUUUGAGCAGCGAAGACAGCGUGAUGUUCGGGAAAGACUCUUGCAGACGCAGCAGGUAAAUCAGCGCUGGUUGACGUGCUGCACGACGUAGAACUCCCUGGACAUAGCGCCGUGGAUGAAUCAUGAACUCUCCUAGUGCACGUUCAUUGACGAAGACGUGGUAGGCGUUGCGGUACUGCACGACUCCAAGCGACGGAUCUCCAGGAAGCAGCAAACCUCCACGCUCCACUACUGUCCAUGGACAGAAACCUUGAUACUCGAGUGGCAGUUGCAUGAACUCCGGUGUUGAUUCCACUGGCAUUCGAAUGGGAAAACCUGAACCUUCUUCUUCAUUGGGAUUGCUGUUGUCUUCGUCGCCGUUUAAGUCUUCACCUUCCACGCCAAAGCUCCGAGUUUUACCAUCAGCGGUCAGUUGACUUUCAGCUGGAAAAGUCUCGACAUGAGAGAAGAGAUCUUCAGUCGGAAUGGAACCUCCACGUCGUGCUUGUCGUACAAUGGGCGAUUCUGACGAUAACGUACGUGUGAACGUCGAUUUGAAGCGCAGUAAUGAGCGUAGAGCUCGAGCACGAGCCUGUAGCAACUCGUGCUCUUGGUGCAACUCGGCCCAUGAACGAGACACGGCUUCAAACAGUGGAUACACAUGGGAUUUUGGUAGCGAUGUACGUGCCCCCACGAGGUUUUGCAGAGCGCUCAUAUCUGCCUGGAACAUCUGCAGUCGUGUGCCUACCUUCUCGUGGGAGAACGCGAUAUCUUCUUCGAGACUUUGCAGGUAGGAGAGGAACUGUCUUCGAUUGCUCAGUUCAUCUUGCCAUCGCGCGAUUUCAUCGAGACUCGGUGGUGGUUCUAAGGAGUUUGCAUCUUCUCCUGCUCCCAGUUGGUGAUGCACAUGCAAAAGCACCUCAGUAUACUGUGUACAGAUCUCAUUGGCGUCUCGAACCUCGUCUCGCACUAGUUUUGCCAACGCGGCGACGUUUUCCUCAAUGUCUCGCGCACUGGCUGCUAUACCAGCGCCACCUUUACCCAGUUCCUUGUUGAAUAAGCGAAUUCCCUCAACGAUGCGCAUGAGCUCAUCCAGUUGGAAACGCUUAUCCUCAGGAGACAUCGUCGCAAAGGACUUCAAGCCAAUACGUGGGAAAACGCUCUCGAGCGCUGCAGCUACCUCCUUUUCCAUGGCACGACGCUCUGCUGGUUUACUGAAACUACUGUUUUUACUGUUAUUGUUACCGUCGUCCUCGUUAUAAUUGCCAAGACCACCCGCAUCUAGCAUUAAUAAGGUGAAAAUGUGCUUGUACAACGUCGAAAGCGUCUCGAAGUCAGUGGCUUUCUCCGGUACAAGCGAAGAGAUCGUACGCUGCAAUUUGGCCACCGCUUGCUCCUUGCGCUCUUUUCUUGAGCGCAAUUCCUCCUCGAGAUUCGCGUAUGUAAAGUCGAACUCGAGCUGCAUCUUGACGGUCUCCAUGGCUGGAUCAUCACUACGCAGAAGAGCUUUUUCGCACUGCUCAGUCAGAUACAACUCGUCUUCUGGAGACAUUGGCUGCUCCAGCACGAGAUGACGCUGACUACGAUGCACAACCAGUCGCGCUGUGAACGCCGCGAGCGUCUCGGACACCUCCACGCCGCGGUAUCGACAUCUCGCUACGAUAUCGGUCACCACGCGCUGAGCAUUCUCCAUGCUCCUCUAGCUCUUGCAAAAACGGCAAAUAUAGCCAACUGAAGAGAAAAGGAGCGAUAAUAACCACAGCGAUGGGGAGUGUGCCAUCUAUGAGGUUGCCAAUAAAUAGAGAAGAGAAACCACCGGUUGACACGAGGAUUGC